Metarhizium acridum CQMa 102 is the source of this 5028-nucleotide messenger RNA. Lineage: Eukaryota; Fungi; Ascomycota; Sordariomycetes; Hypocreales; Clavicipitaceae. The record is from RefSeq and is a predicted model, not a curated record.
AUGGCCGACGAUGUACAAGGAGCAGGAUUCAGCCCCAAGAAUGAACCGACGCAUGUCGAAACUACCGAAGAUGCUGAGACGCGCGCUACUAGACGGGAGCUUAAGCAGUCAUCCAUCUCUGACCAACCUGGCAAAAUAACUGAUACCGACGAAAACCGCCCGGAAACGCCUUCUGUUGGCAUAUCGGAUGAGAAGAGCGAUGAGCUGAAGGAGCAGGUCUCCUCGCCUAAGAAGAAGCGUGCCCAUGACCAGCUAGAUGGGGAAGAAGAUUCGCAAGACAACGAUGCUACGAGUGUCACAUCUACCGACUCUGCUAAAGACAGAGCCGUGCGGCUUGAGCCGGAAAAGAAGAGGCAUCGUGAUGAAGAGCCUGUUGGUACAGUGUCGCAUCCUCCACCAGGCACAGAAGAAGUAGAUCAAUCAACUCAAAAUCAUAGCAAAAUGCCUAGUCAACCGACGAAGGAAAGCUCUAGCAGUACAUUUGCGGAGUCGGCGUUCGGCAAACUGGCAUCAAGCUCUUCGGGCUUUGCAACUUUGGGAUCAUCCCAAGGCGGCGGGUUCGCUUCAACUAAGCCAGCUCUAUCGUCCUUUGCGUCGGUGAAGCCUGUAUCAAACUCAGAAACAAGCGGGGCGGAAGCAAACAAAGGGCAAGCCGGACAUGUCCCGAAGCUGUCGUUCGCUGCAAAUUCAGGCCUUUCGCCCUUUGCAGGACUCGGCUCAGGAACUAAUGGACUUGGAAAUAGUAGAUUCGGCUCCGGGCUGUCAGGAAUUAAACCAUUGGGCAGUUUCGGCGCUGCUGGUACAAAGCCCCUCCAGAGCGAGAAAGCAGCAAAGCCCUUUGGAGCACCGGAAAGCGAUGCUGAUGAUGACGAUGAUAACGAUAAUGAGGAAGGGGAUGAAGAGAGUCAACCCGAUGAUCAAGAACGAGGCGCAUCGCCGGAGAAAGAUGCAGAUGAGAAGAAACGACCUAAGCUCCACAAGAUUGCGGUUGAUGAUGGCGAGGCUGGUGAGGUUACGGUUCUGUCUGUACGGGCAAAGAUGUUUUGUCUGGACAAGAAAGAAGGCUGGAAAGAGCGGGGAGCUGGCAUGUUGAAAAUCAAUGUCCCUCAUGCAAGCGUUGAGUUUGACGACGAUGGCGCUGUGAUUCCAGGCAGCUUCGACGCGUCAUGUCUAGAAACAAAUGACGACUCUGCUGAGGGCGAGUCUGCGGGUCCCAAAGUUGCUCGUCUCAUCUUGCGUCAAGACCAAACCCACCGAGUCAUACUAAACACAGCAAUUCUCCCCGCCAUGGAAUUUCAAGAGAAAGCUUCUCUGAAAUCUGUCGGUAUCCUGUUCACCGCUUUCGAAGGAGCAGAAACGAAACCUGUGAGCAUCACAAUCAGAUUGGUGCUAUACAAAGGGAACUACGGGGGAACUAGUCGCAUGUUUCUGCACAAGGUACCGUUGCAACAGAGGGCUGUUUACGAAGGGGGCUUGACGACAACAUGUAGGUGGUUACCCGCGCACCGUCCGUGGCACCACGCACGUGACUACGCGUUGCCACCACGAAAGCCCACUCACGCUCCAAGGCGAACUGGGUUUAAGCAGCUUUGGAUGCAGCCUGAUUCUGAUCUCAAUGAUCAGCAGGCUGAUGCUCAUGAUAGCCAUCCUAAUAAGAAGCGCAAACACUCCUUCAAUGAGCAACAGAGCCCCUGCUUGGUACAACAUGGAAAAGAUGUACUUGGAAAAUUCGCCGAUCACGAAAAAAGCCAGGUCGAAUCAGGAGGAAGGUUUAAACCGACUGUGAAGAAGGAGUCGUCUCUGUGUACGGGCUGUGUCAUAGAAUGGCCUGAUACGUUCAAAGCGUUGGAAAAGACUCACAAGGCUUUGAAUCUAGUCUUUACAUUUUGUUGCAGCCGGAAACAUCUUGCAACGACGUUUGAGAACAUAAAGCCGACAGUCGAAACUCACAUUAAGCGACCGCUAAUGGAGGAAGAGGUGGCAUUAUUAGUCGCCUUGCGACCCGAGGGUAUCAAUUUUGCGUACGUGGAUGAGCUCAUGUUACAGCUCGAUAUUAAGGGCUCAGAAAGAGAUGACACGUUUAAGCCCUCGGGAUCCGCUCGCUCGCAGGCACCCGCGCAUGAUGCAUCCGUAGGCGGAUGGACGGGAAGCGAGAGCCUGGAUGAUCACAGCCGCAGUAAAACAGGCAAUGGUAGCCGAGAGGUGCUAUUCUUUGAGUUCGUCGACGGAGACCUAAAACGCCAGGUGAAAGACAAGAAGACAGGAGAGCCUGUGCGGCCAAACCGCAAACUUCGCGACGAGCAGCUGAAGAUGCCAAUAUAUGGGCAGAAACAAAUGACCCAGCUAAUUGAGAGGAGAAACCAGAAGUUCAAAAAUGCUAUAAAUAUAUUUCUGAACAAGUGUGUGCAAGAUGAACUGGAUCCUGAUGUAACCCUCAGGGAGCAGGCGCAGGCAUUCAUCCCGAAACCAUCUCCAAUGAACGAAGUCGCAGCAGAGUUAAGACCAAAUAUCAUACCAGAGAAUAUCCCGAAGGAGCGUAAAUCGAUACCAGAGAUUGUGCAAGAGCUAAAAGAAAGCUCCUGGUAUACAGGGCAAAUCGUACCGGACGGCCAUAGGGUUUUCGAGUCUCAAGAGGCUAUUUACGGUGAUCUUGGUUUUUUGUUGACUCAAGAUCUUGUCAACGCGCUGUAUAAUGCCAAAGGUAUCACCCGCUUCUAUGCUCAUCAAGCAGAGGCCCUAAACCACCUCCACGAAGGCAAAAGUGUCGUCGUGGCAACGUCGACCAGCUCGGGCAAGUCUUUGAUAUACCAGCUCCCGGUUCUAUACGCGCUUGAAAAAGACUACAAUUCCAGAGCCAUGUACAUUUUCCCGACAAAGGCAUUAGCGCAGGACCAGAAGCGGAGUUUGAAAGAAUUGAUGGUCUAUAUGCCUGGCCUUGAAGCCACAGUCGUUGAAACCUUCGACGGUGAUACGCCAAUGAGUGAACGGACCACAAUUCGUGAAGAAGCCAGGAUUAUAUUCACGAACCCUGACAUGCUUCAUGUCACAAUAUUGCCACAGGAAGAACGUUGGAGAAGUUUCCUGAAACAUUUGAAAUACGUAGUAGUUGACGAACUUCACUACUACAACGGGCAGCUCGGUUCACAUGUUGCUUUCAUCAUGAGAAGACUAAGACGCAUUUGCGCUGCGGUGGGGAACCGGCGAGUCCGCUUCAUCUCUUGUUCUGCAACUGUUGCCAACCCAAAGGAGCACUUCGAAACGAUAUUCGGGAUUAAAAAUGUGGCGUUGAUUGACUACGACGGAUCCCCUUCGGGACGUAAGGAGUUCUUGUGCUGGAAUACACCAUACAAGGAUCCAGGUGACCCUGCGAGCGGGCGUGGGAAUGCGAAGCUUGAAUGUGCCAGACUUUUCUGCGCCCUCCUGUUGAGAGGCGUCCGAAUCAUAGCGUUUUGUCGGGUUCGAGCCCAGUGUGAGAUCUUGGUUAAUGCAAUCAAGCAAGAACUGGAGUCUCUCGGUCGACCAGAGUGUAUAAAUCUAGUUAUGGGCUACCGAGGUGGUUAUACCGCCGCAGAUCGCCGCCGUAUCGAAUCUGAAAUGUUUGAGGGGAAAUUGCUAGGAAUUGUCUCGACUACAGCGCUGGAAUUGGGCAUUGACAUUGGUACUCUUGACUCUGUCAUGAGUUGGGGGUUUCCUUAUACAAUUGCAAAUUUGCGUCAACAGAGUGGUCGCGCGGGGCGGCGUAACAAGGACUCCUUGUCUAUUCUUGUUGGGGAUGGAUACCCGACAGACCAACAUUACAUGCAAAAUCCAGACGAGCUGUUUACUAAACCUAACUGCGAACUUCAAGUCGAUCUUAGCAACAUGCUAGUUCGGGAAGGGCAUAUCCAAUGUGCGGCGUACGAAUUGCCAAUUAGACCCGACCAAGAUGCUCAAUAUUUUGGAGCUGAUAUAUCAGACGUUUGCAAGACCCGUUUAAUUCAGGAUGAGAUGGGUUAUUAUCAUUGCCAUGAUCGAUUUCGACCUCAACCAUCUCGCCAUGUCGCAAUACGGGACACAGAAGACGAGCAUUUUGCCAUUAUCGACAUCACAAAUGGCCGAAAUACCGUAUUAGAGGAGCUAGAAGCGUCAAGAGCUACAUUUACCAUAUACGAUGGAGCCAUAUUCCUUCACCAAGGAAAUACGUACCUUGUGCGAGACUUUCUCCCUGACAGAAAAAUGGCCAAGGUAGAAAAGGUGAAGGUGGACUGGACAACUACCCAGCGAGACUUCACAGAUAUUGAUCCAACAGAGACAGAGGCGAUUCGGAAGAUCUCAUGCUCCUUAUCCCAGGCUUACUAUGGAAUAGUUAGGAUCCAGCAAAAUGUGUUUGGGUAUUUCAAAGUGGACAGGAAGGGGCGAGUUCUGGAUGCCGUUCAAGUCGACAACCCGCCAGUUAUCCGGUACAGCAAGGGCAUGUGGUUAGAUGUUCCAAAAACAGCACUGGACAUCCUUCAAGACCGACGCCUGAAUUCGGCGGCAGCGAUCCAUGCCGCAGAACAUGCAGUCAUGAGCUUACUUCCAACAUUUGUCAUUAGCAUGCCAGAAGACGUCAGAACUGAGUGUAAAGUGGCGCUGAAGGAGUUCUCCAAGAAGGAAUCGCAAAGAAAGCGGCCUGCAAGACUCACAUUUUAUGACGCAAAAGGUGGUGCUAGCGGAUCGGGCAUCAGCACGAAGGCAUUUGAUCACAUAGAUCAUUUAUUGAACAUGGCGCUGCGGCGCGUUGAAGCUUGCCUAUGCCAGCGUGGCUGUGUUGAAUGUGUGGCAUCGGCCAUGUGUAAAGAGUCUAACGAAGUAAUGAGCAAGGCCGGGUGCCGUGUUGUGAUCAGGAGUCUGCUGAAUAUGGAAAUUGACGUUGAUCAGCUCCCAAUGGGGCCGGAAGAAUUUAGCCCAGUGGCCUUUGAGACUGUUAUACCAGCUCAGCCUGUACCUUGCGGAGGCCAAGCAAGAACGAAGAUUGGCACGAUGAAAAGCGUGAGGCAGGACGGAUAA